AUGAUUCCACGUUUCCACAUCCUCCGUUACACGCUGCAUCCUCGCGACGCCAGAUGGAAUCGUGUCCUUCUCAGCCUGCUCCGUUAUACAUUCGGAGGCGGGGGACAUAGCGGUCGAGGAUGGACGGGAUGCAGGGCGUACGGUGCAGGCAAGGCCGGUGGUGCUUUCGACCCCUUAACGUUCUUCCGACAACCACCGACUAUUCUCCGGCUGGUGUGCUGGCUCUUCUCCAUCGUCAUCUUCGGCUGCAUCGCUAACGAGGGCUACGUGAACCGGCCCGACGAGAUCGAGGAGUUCUGCAUCUUCAACCGCAACCAGAACGCCUGUAACUACGGCGUCGCCAUGGGAACCCUGGCCUUCGUCAGCUGUGUGGCGUUUCUGGCCCUGGACGUGUACUUCCCCCAGAUCAGCAGCGUUAAGGACAGGAAGAAGGCCGUGCUGGCCGACAUGGGGGUGUCAGCCUUCUGGUCAUUCGUCUGGUUUGUGGGGUUUUGUUUCCUGGCGAACCAGUGGCAGGUUGCCAAGGAAGAGGAUAACCCCCUUAAGGAGGGCGGAGAUGCAGCCCGUGCUGCCAUCACCUUCUCCUUCUUCUCCAUCUUCACCUGGGCUGCCCAGGCCUUCCUGGGGUUCCAGAAGUACAAGCUGGGUGCUGACUCGGCCCUGUUCUCCCAGGACUACGCCGACCCCAACGCUGCCCCCGGCGCCACAUCUGAGUUUCCCGCCUACGCUGGAGACAUGGAGGCCCCUGCCAACACGGAGCCGGCCUACGAUGCCUCCGCUGGGUACCAGGGACAGGAGUACUGA
Messenger RNA from Hypomesus transpacificus, 804 nucleotides. It is a transcript of the gene syngr1a, whose product is annotated as synaptogyrin 1a. NCBI's taxonomy places the organism in Eukaryota, Metazoa, Chordata, Actinopteri, Osmeriformes, Osmeridae. The transcript has 5 exons. Gene Ontology annotation, cellular component: neuromuscular junction; synaptic vesicle membrane. The coding region runs from base 1 to 804 and encodes 267 amino acids. The record is from RefSeq and is a predicted model, not a curated record.